This is a messenger RNA of Aplysia californica (California sea hare), 5363 nucleotides long. Its product is annotated as DNA ligase 4. Gene Ontology annotation, molecular function: DNA binding; ATP binding; DNA ligase (ATP) activity. Gene Ontology annotation, biological process: double-strand break repair via nonhomologous end joining; DNA biosynthetic process; nucleotide-excision repair, DNA gap filling. The transcript has 21 exons. The record is from RefSeq and is a predicted model, not a curated record. Lineage: Eukaryota; Metazoa; Mollusca; Gastropoda; Aplysiida; Aplysiidae. The coding region runs from base 162 to 2903 and encodes 913 amino acids. Gene Ontology annotation, cellular component: DNA ligase IV complex; DNA-dependent protein kinase-DNA ligase 4 complex.
AAAGAAAACUCUUCCGCUCGACUGUAAACAAAACUUCCAGUGUUCAAUGUUCAAGAGAGAGAGAGAGAGUGCUGAGUGCUGACUGAAGAAGCACUGCAUAGAUAGAGUCUGCAAGUCAGCUUUGAGAAGUGAUUGAGAUUCCAAUCUGACGCCUUGCAACAAUGAGUGACCCCAGCAGUGAUGUGACAGUGGCUUCCAAAGUGUCCUUUGCAGAACUUUGUGGUCUGUUAGAAAGGAUACAGAAGAUGCAAGGGAAUGAAAAGAAGAGAAGAGUUCUACGAGAUUUUGUGGAGAAAUGGAGACAGUUUCAUGAUGAGGUCCACAAAGACUCUCCUAAUACGACUGACUCGUUUUACCCAGCAAUGCGACUACUACUACCUCAUUUGGAGAAAGAGAGGAUGGCGUAUGGAAUAAAAGAGCACAUGUUUGCCAAGCUUCUCAUUGAGGUUCUGUGUUUAGGCAAAGAAAGUCCUGAUGCUCAUCGCUUGCUACACUUCAAGGCCCCAAAGACUGCUCGUGCGGAUGCGGGAGAUUUUGCCAGUGUGGCAUACUAUGUCUUAAAAAACCGCUGUCCAGACAAAGGGUCCCUCAGCAUUGAAGAGGUCAACGCAGACCUUGAUGCCAUCGCCAUUGGCAACGCCAACAAAGCCAAGGAUGCGGUGCGGAAGCAUAUGUUGCACCUCCUGACCAAUCUGAGUGCCACAGAACAGAAGUGGCUCAUACGCAUGAUCGUCAAGGAGUUGAAGGUUGGGCUCAGUCAGGCCUCAGUUCUGGCUGUGUUCCACCCUGACGCUGAGGAGCUCUACAACGUCAACAAUAACUUGGAAAAGGUUUGCCGGUUGUUGCGAGACCCUAAGACGCGGGCCCACGAGAUCGGUAUCACUGUCUUCUCUCCCUUUACACCAAUGCUGGGGGAAAGAGCGUCACCUGAUAAGGUUGAAAAGUUGAUGGACAACAAAACAUACUUCAUCGAGACAAAAUACGAUGGAGAGCGUGUUCUGCUUCACAAGGACGGUGAUGAGUACAAAUACUAUUCAAGAAGUGGGAAUGAAUACACUCAUAUCUUUGGGUCAAAUGCCUUUGAAGGGACCCUCACCCCAUAUAUCGCCAACUGCUUCAUGCCUGGGGUGGACAAAUGUAUCCUGGACGGAGAGAUGCUGGGAUAUCACGCUGCCACAGAUUCGUUUGGUACAAAAGGUGAGCAGUUUGACAUAAAGUCUCGAGAUUGUGUGGAGAGGACUGGCUACCAACCAUGUGUCCAGGUAUUUGAUGUACUGCUCCUCAACGACAGAGUGUUGACCAACACUCCACUGAGAGACCGCCUGCCUCUUCUGGAAGAUGUGUUCACACCAGUGAAGGGACGCAUCAUCCGAUCUGUCUAUACCUCAGCCAACACCAACCAAGAGUGUGCAGAUGCUCUGAACGAAGCCAUUGACAACAAGGAAGAAGGCAUAAUGGUGAAACUAGCAGACAGCGUGUACCGACCCAACACCAGGAAAGGUGGCUGGUUCAAGAUCAAACCCGAGUACAUCGGCGGUCUGAUGGAUGAGCUGGAUCUGCUCAUUGUUGGUGGCUUCUUUGGAGUGGGUCAUCGUGGCGGUAUGAUGUCUCACUUCCUGUGUGCUGUGGCUGUACCACCAGCAGAGGGGGAGGAGCCAACGGUUUUUCACUCCUUUUGCAAGGUGGGCUCUGGCUACAGCAAGAAGCAGCUUCGUGAGUUCAACGAGCAGUUGGCUCCGCACUGGAGCGUUUACGACAAGCGCUCUCCUCCGCCACACUUACACCUGGCUUCAGGAUUUAAGGAGAAGCCAGACGCGUGGAUACCUCCAAGCAAAUCAUGUAUAGUGCAGGUGAAGGCAGCGGAGAUUAUCGAGAGUGAACGCUUCAAGACGGGCUGCACCCUGCGUUUCCCGCGCGUGGAGAUGAUCCGAGAGGACAAACCCUGGGACCAGUGCAUGACCACCACAGACAUACAGGACUUUCGGGAGAAAUCUGGCGGCAAACUGACUGGGUCAAGGUUUGAGCUAGGUGAUGAGGUGGAACCAGCCAAGAAGAAGCGAAGAAAAGUUGUGACGAGGGCUGUUCGCCCUACACUGAUGGCACAGUUUCAGGGAGCAGACACGUCAAAGGUCACUAAGAUGUCCGAAGUUUUGGAGGGAAAAGAAUUCUGUGUGAUCAAUGGUCCCUCUAGCUUCCCAAAACAAGAACUGGAGAAGAAAAUUGUGGAGUUUGGAGGAACUGUGGUGCAGAAUCCUGAUGCCUCUACUCUGUGCGUCAUCGUGGAGAAAGUGGCAGUCCGAGUUACUAACUUGAUCAAAAAGAACAAGUAUGAUGUGGUCAGGGCAGACUGGCUCAUUCGGGUCCUCGAGUCAACCAAAUGGAUUCCAUGGUCCCCGGGGGACAUGAUUCACACGACAGCAGCCACAGAGAAAGCUUUUGAGCAAGACUAUGACCAGCAUGGAGACAGCUACACACGAGUCACCUCAGAGGAGGAGCUGAGGGAAGUGUUCCAACGAAUGAAAAACUUUGAGAACAUUGAUCACUCAGAGAUUGCAGAACUGGAAGACGAAUACUUUCCUGAUGAUUCUCCUUUCGGUCUGUUCAGAACAUGCAGAAUCUACCUGGACAGCAACCUUGUCUUUGGUGACCCAAGCACUCAUAUCCCAAACUGUCCCUUAGACUUGAUACGAUUGGAACUGCGGUUCUUUGGUGCUGAAGUUUGUGAGGAAUUGAACCCAAAUGUUUCUCAUGUGUUAGUCAGUGAAAGUGACCUCUCUAGAAUAGACCAGCUGAAGGAGGUGAGACGUGUCAGAGCAAAAAAGUUCCACAUCGUGACGGAAAAAUGGAUGCGGGCCUGCAUGGAGGAAGGCUGUAUUUGUACAGAAAGGAUCUAUGAGCCAUGAAGUCACAGUGUAGUAGCAAUCAUCGUUCUAUUGUGUUGUUCCUGGUGAAGCACUCUGUCCUGGCACUGAUAGUUGUUUAGAGCAAUAUAAUAACGGAUAUCCUGACUUCAAUUUUUGUGGGGGGGGGGGUUCUUUUGGGGGUUUUUUGGAAAACGGGAUGAUUGUAAAAUGUUCUACAUUCCUAUUGAUGCAACGUAGGCUACAUCAAUAUGAGGUUGGGGCUGCUUUAACCGUCACUGUCAGGGAAUACCUGGACUACACAAUAUCUCAGCAGAAAGAAGAAGAUCAGUAAGAUAUCUUUCCCCAUGCAGGAAUCAAGCCAACAUCUUUUACAUAUAAAUCAAAGUGCCUAACCACAGAAGUUGGAGCUCUCCCUUUCUAUUGGUUGUCAAGACUGGUCUCAGAUCUGGACUAUAUUGAUGACAUGAUAUAUAUAUAAAUAAGUUAUAUUGCUCAAUAGGUCUCUCUCACCUGUCUCACAGUCAUUUUCACAAAAUAAUGCAUCUGUAUCAAACAAAAGAUUGUGACACAUUAUGAACUACUGCUAGCAACAUUCUGUAUCAGAGCAUCUGUUUCGAUGUAGACUGACCAAAUUUACCAUUUUGUUUCCAUAACCCAAAAUGACAGAUGAGACACAUGGCGUGUAGUUGUUCAAUUGAAGUUGGACAGUACUGUUUUUGAUGUUUUUUCUUCAAAGUGCUAACAGUUUCUUGAAAUAUGAUUUAUGAAGCAUCACUGGGAAAUCAGGCGCUCGUCAAAAAUGUAAUUGUUCUGCCCUCGGAGCAAUUUUUAUUUAAUUCUGUUGUUUUGGGCUCAAUAGCUUUUGUGUCCACUUAAAAACACAUUUAUGAAUGGAUUUUAUUGAAAAACAUUUACCAGGCACAAAAAAUGUAAAUUUAUAAUUUCCAAGGACAUAACAGCUUCAGAAGUCACGAAACUUUGGUGGCCAUUUUCUUGUUAAUUUACCUCUGACACCAAGCGACCCUCACCUCUUUUAGUCGCUAAAAUCUGAACUUCUAUUUAAAAUCCAUGUGUAUAUUUUUCAUCAAAAGUAAGGCACAUGAAUAGGCUUUAAGAUUAUAACAAUAACUACAUAUGCCCAAAAAUUGACGAGCGCCUGAUUCCACCACGUUACGUCAUAUUCCUUUCUGCUACAAGUUCAAGGUACACUACAUUCAAAGGAAAAGAGAGAUGUCCCUCUCAGAAAAUGUCGGGUUUACUGGUUGUUUUAGAAUUAAAUUUUGUUGUAGCAUGCUUCAUUGUAAUAGAGCUUAUGAUGUCAAUGUUGUACAGUCAAAAUUGUCCAAGACAGCCACCCAUUGUCGAAUGAGAAGAAUGGUUGUCUUAGACAAGUGAAGGUCUUGAAAACAAUGUCAUUAUAAAUGUUUUAAAAAACACAGGGGAAGAAAAUGGGUAGUGGUCAUUUGCACAGAUGAUUGUGGCUAUUAGAGCCUGAUAAAUGAACAUACCCUACGGCCACCCAACUGAUGUAUAAAGCCAUCUGAAAAUGGACCACUUGCUUUUGAUCUGUGAAUAUAGUAUGCGGCAGACGGCAGGUGUGCACCCUUUUGUGCCCUGCACCUUCUACUUCUUUCUCUAUUGACUUAGUUCGUUUCUGUAUUUGACAUUACAUAAUGUAUUUUUUUAUCAUGAUCCGUCUUGCGCUGCACUCUGUUCAACACUGUCUUCCUUUCAGGCCUUGGCCUGGUUUGUGUUAUCAGUGUCUGGUGUGAACUACUUUGUCAGUUUAUCUCUUACAUAACUCGACCUUGACCACAGCUUAACAAGUGGGUUUUAUCAUGGUUUAUUUUUUUUUUCAGUUCCUUUUCUGCCCUAUGUGCAUUAAAGUUAAAGCCAUUUGACAAAUUCAAAAGAAUUUUAGUGUGAUCAUAAGGCUUUGUUCCGUCACAAUGGCCUAUAGUGUUUGUAGCCCAUAGUAGUUAGUCCUAGGCUAUUUUUCAUUCAUUUAUUGUAAAUUUUCUUUCCCACUCGAACAAACAAGUUUCCAAUUUCAUGUGCCAUAAGGGAUACUAAAUGAUUUGAUUGAAACCUCUAAAAACUUGGAUGUUUACAGUCUAGCACACAUAUAAGAAACAUGCCCACACAGGGAACAAACUAUCAGGUCCCAAAUAUUUUCUACUACAUUAUAAUUAUAUUCUUUGUAUUUAAAACCUAUACGUUGCAAAAUUUGUAAAUAAGGAAAAGAUUUCUGCAUCCCGCUGAUUUCACAAUGUGUGUGCUAGAAUUUAUUUUUCUUGUUGAUUGUAAGAAUGAGAUGUACGAGUGUAGGGCCUACAUGAAUUAAAUAAAAAUAACUUUGGUUGUGUCCAUACUUCUGUUGGAUAUAUAUGGACCUAUAGAUCUAGCUGUAUCGUGUCUGGCCUGAAGUAUAUGUACUUGUAUUGUUUUGGCAGCAGUAAAAUCUUACUUUUUUUGUAAUAAAACAAUUUUUGUUACAGU